AUGCACCUGCUUUUGGAACAGAGAGCAAGUGCUGAGUCCGUUCUGCAGACGUCCAAAGUCGUGACUGUGUUGACUGCAGCUGCUCUUCUCUAUACCCGCUCUGCAGGAGUCGCUUUUUUUGUGACCGGCGCAUUGUUGUGUUCAAAACUUACUAAGGUUAUCAAGAAAGCAAUACGACAAGAGCGCCCAUCACAGUUCUCUGGGCGUAAAGUGUCAUAUGGGAUGCCUAGCUCACAUGCAUCCACAUGCACCUUCUUCGCUGUAUAUAUUACCUUUGCUUGCCUUGAGCUACCUAUCCACUCUGCCUUCCCUCGUUUCGCCAUGUUCGCCCCAGUGGUUGUCUUACCAUGGACAUGCAUGAUAGCUAUGUCCAGGGUCCGGCUGGGCCAUCACACGUGGCCACAGAUUGCGGCAGGAGCUUUACUUGGAGUCUGCUGUGCCAGUCUUUGGUUCAAACUAUGGGUGGAUGAUGUGGGUGGGAUCAUGACAAUUUUAUCAUCAGCGAAUGUCGAGUUCACUGUUGUCUCACUUAUCUCACUUUUUUGGGUAAAUUAAGCGCAGCAUAUCUCCGAUCUUUAUUUGCAAGUUGAGCGGAUCCCUCUACUUGUCUCGCACUUUUCUCGUUUUCAAUAACUGUUGAUUCAAAAAAGUAACAUUCCAUUUUGAAUUCAUUUGCACCCCACCAGCCUUCCGACAGCUCCCAGUUUCUAGGCUGAUAGGUAGCACCCAGCUGAGCGGGCGGGGCAAUUUUGACAUAGACGACACACUACGCUACGCCUGUUCGAUGUUCACUAGCAAAAGGAGGAGUGGACUAAAUCCAUCCGGCUAGUAUAGGUAUCUUGGGAAGACAACCUAUUGCGAGCGGCUGAGAUGAG
Molecule: messenger RNA, 875 nt
Organism: Suillus fuscotomentosus
Lineage: Eukaryota; Fungi; Basidiomycota; Agaricomycetes; Boletales; Suillaceae
Exons: 2
Coding region: 1-555 (184 amino acids)
Molecular function (GO): sphingosine-1-phosphate phosphatase activity
Source: RefSeq, a predicted model, not a curated record